UUGCACUAUGUUGUUUGAGUUGUAUCAAACGUUUUGACAGGUAAACAAUUAGCAUUUUCGCGGUUACUGAAAGCGGUCAUGACUACGCUAGAAGACAAAAUUCUGGGUGAGAAAGUUCACUGCUACUGCAGCAGUAGUGAAAGUGAUGAAGAGAAAUCAGAAGAUGAGAGUGAAACACCAAAUGCCGUAGCGGGCGCUGAAGGAAAGUCAUCGGAUGUACCUACGCCUGACCCAUACAAAUGGGAGGGAUAUUCCACAAACACCGGCCCUAAAGGAGUGGUUCAGGAUUGGCGGCGAUAUAAACAACUGGAGAUUGAGAAGCGCGCCGAACAAGAAAAGGAGCGGUUGGACCUGAUAAAAAAACUUUCCUUGACGUGUAGAUCAGCAUUAGAUGAAGAGAGAGACAAAAACAAUGAGGAGCUAGAUCCCGAACUUGCAGAGCUUUUGAAUGACGAGAACAUUUUACUUGAAUAUCAGAAACAAAGGAUGCAAGAAAUGAUGCAGCAGAUAAGUUCGCUUCCAAGAUUUGGCAAAGUUAUAGCUUUGACCAGUGGAGAAGAAUUCCUUGAUGCAAUAGAUAAAGAACAUAAAUCUGUCACUAUCGUCGUCCAUAUAUAUGAAGACCACGUACCAGCAUGUGAAGCAAUGAAUGGCUGUCUUUUGAAUUUAUGCCAGGAAUAUGCGAAUGUUAAAUUUUGCAAAGUUAUUGGAUCAGCUGCUGGUGUCAGCAAACGUUUCAAAAUCAAUGGAGUGCCUGCAUUGUUGGUUUAUAAAGGUGGCCAGUUGGUAGGAAACUUUGUGCGUGUCAGUGAGGAGUUAGGCGAUGAUUUUUUUAUGGAAGACGUCGAGAGUUUUCUUCUUCAGCACGGCAUGCUUCCUGACAAAUCAUGUGUACCUGCAAUUAUAAGGCAACAGAAAGAUGAUGAUGACGAUGGUAAUGCUAGUGACCUUAGUUUAGAGUAACAAGUAUUCCAAGAAACUUUUAUGAGUGCAGUUUGUAACUAUUUCUAAAGUCACUAUAUGUUAUGUUAACACAAUUUAAAAAAUUGUUAUAGUUGAUGCUCUUAAUGUGAAAUUAUAUAUCUGUCUAUCUGUGUAUGUGUGUAUCAUAAAAGAAAUGAGAUAUAAUGUAGUGCUUUAGAAGCUACUGUUAAAAAUAUAU
This is a messenger RNA of Schistocerca americana (American grasshopper), 1162 nucleotides long. RefSeq names its product phosducin-like protein. Gene Ontology annotation, biological process: regulation of G protein-coupled receptor signaling pathway. The transcript has a single exon. The coding region runs from base 79 to 963 and encodes 294 amino acids. The record is from RefSeq and is a predicted model, not a curated record. NCBI's taxonomy places the organism in Eukaryota, Metazoa, Arthropoda, Insecta, Orthoptera, Acrididae.